Messenger RNA from Linum tenue, 4047 nucleotides. The record is from the annotation of a GenBank genome assembly. NCBI's taxonomy places the organism in Eukaryota, Viridiplantae, Streptophyta, Magnoliopsida, Malpighiales, Linaceae.
AUGAGUAAUUCGGAGAAGAGCGAAAUUACGACGACGCGGCUCCCCAACUCGACUGCUGAUAGGAUUAGCAACCUUCCUUGCAAUGUGACAGAGCGGAUUCUGGCCUUCUUACCGAUAAAAGCUGCAGUGCAAACCAGCAUCUUGUCCAGAAACUGGAGGCAUCGCUGGAGAAUUACUCCCCAACUUGUGUUCGAUGAGAGUUUUCGAAAUGGGCAUGACGAGAGCAAGCUAAUGGUGGACAUUUACGGGGCUCUUCUGCUUCAUGAUGGGCCAAUAACCAAGUUUGAGCUAGCAAUUCGUGGAUCGACAGUAGAAAGUUCACAGGUUGAUAGGCUGAUUCUUCACCUUUCAAGGACAGGUGUUAGGGAACUUGCCCUUCAGUUUUCGUGCUUCCAUUACCCGGAGCUGCACUCCUCCCUGUUCUCUGCCUUCGACCUGAAAGCUCUGAAACUGGAGCGAUGCCAUUUUGGUGCACAUCCCUCCUUUGUCGGAUUUCUUCUAGAAAAUGAUGCAUUUCCCAUUAGCAGCUACUCCGCUGUGAAGUACGAGCUGGAUAUGGUUGCGCUGUUUGCUUCUCUGCCUGCACUCCAGCAGCUGACUCUUGGAAUUCAAUUGCUGCUGAUUGAUCCUGAAGAUGGUGGCAGUUCGCCUUCAGACGUUAUUGCUAGCCUACGGAAUUUGUUGGAAGCAGAGGAUCGACCGGGAGUUUGCUGCCUUCAACAUCUUGAAGAGCUCCACAUUCAGGAUAGUCGUGGUACACGAGUCGAGUUGGACUUAGUGAGGUUCGUUCUGGCCACGACUCCACAACUUCACGAACAAAGAGCGAGGAUGGCGACGCGGCUCCACGAGUCGACUGCUGAUAGGAUUAGCAAUCUUCCCGACGGCGCGAUAGAAAGGAUUCUGGUGUUCUUACCCGUAAAAGAUGCAGCGAGGACCAGUCUCUUGUCAAGAGACUGGAGGAAUCGUUGGAGAAGUAUUCCCCAACUUGUCUUUGAUGAUUAUUUUGCUCCAACCCCUGCAGGAAACUCUUAUUUGCCGGAUGAGAAUAAGGUUAUGAUGCAAGUUUACGAAGCUCUAAUGGGUCAUGAUGGGCCAAUAGCUAAGUUUGAGCUCUCAAUUUCUGGAAUCAGGAACCCUAAUGUUGAUAUCUUGAUGCGUUACAUUUCAAGCAAAGGUGUCCAGGAGCUUUCCCUUCUCUUUUGGGAAUGCCAUCAUCUCCAAUUGUAUUCCUCACUGUUUUUCGCCUUACCCCUCAAUCGCCUGAGGCUGCAGUAUUGCACUUUUAGUCUGGCAUCUUCGUUCGUGGGGUUCAGUAAGCUGAACCUCGUCGAAUUCAAUGAUGUUUUUCUGCCUGAUAAUUUCUAUGAAAAUUUCAUACCGAACUGCCCGCUGCUUGAAGAGUUGAGUUCGAUUGCAUCGCAUAAUCCGGAUAUGGUCAGCUUGUUUGCAUCUCUCCCUGCACUUCAGCACCUCAAUCUUGGCAUUGAAUUACUGCUAUUCCUUGCUGAUGGUCAUGUCCCCUACCAGCUUCCUACAGCUCUCCACAACCUGAAAUUCCUCGAAGUACCUCAUAUUCUUUUGCAUAGGUUGCCACAGGCGCAGCUUGAUGAUGAUCUCAGACAUCCACGUUCGGAGGUUAUUGCUAGCCUAGAAAAGUUGUUGGAAGCAGAGGACCAACCUAGAGUUUCUUGCCUUCAACAUCUGGAAGAGUUCAACAUUCAGGACAGUCGUGGUACGCAAGUGGAGCUGGACCUGGUGAGGUUUGUUCUAGCCACUGCCCCAAGUAUGACUGCUGAUAGGAUUAGCAACCUUCCCGGCGAUGUGAUAGACCACAUUCUGAAGCUCUUACCCAUAAAUGAUGCAGCGAGAACUAGCCUCUUGUCAAGAAGCUGGAGGCACCGUCGGCGAAGUAUUCCUCAGCUUGUGUUCGAUGGUAAUUUUGCUCCGCUCUCUAAGAAAGAUGUUUACUUGCCGAAUCAGAAGAAGGUAAUGGUGAACAUAUACGAAGCCGUGCUGGUUCAUGAUGGGCCGAUGACCAAGUUUGAACUCGCAAUUCCUGGAUUUCAAUGGUGUCCUCAGGUUGAUCUCUUGAUGCUUUACCUUUCCGGCAAAGAUGUUGAGGAACUUACCCUUUUCUUUUGGGGUCCUGGAAACUCAUACUCCCACUUGCAUUCCUCUCUAUUCUCUGCCUUCGAUCUGAAGCGCCUGAAACUGCAGUAUUGUCAAUUUUGUCCACCAUCUGGGUUCUCGGGAUUUAGUAAGCUUACCUUUCUCCAAUUGGAAGACGUGGGUAUGCCCGACGGUUUCUUUGAGAAUUUCAUUCCAAAGUUCCCGCUGCUGGAAGAGUUGAGGGUUACGGACUGCGGUGAUACAGACCCUGUGUUUGAAUCGCAUUCUCUCAAAGUUCUUUUCUUCCGCUCUAGCUUUCUGAAAAUUUGCUUCAAGGAUACCCCUGUUCUUUCGGUGCUAUCAGUUCUAGAUACAGGCGAUUUAUUUUGUGGGGAAGGAGAACCCUCUAAGGAUGAUUAUUUGGAUAUGGUCCCUUUGUUUGCAUCUCUCCCUGCACUUCAGCAGUUGAAUCUUGGCAUUGAAUUGCUACUAUUGCUUGCUGCUGGUCGUAUCCCCUACCGGCUGCCUACAGAUCUUCACCACUUAGAAGUCCUGGAAAUACCUCGUCUUCUUUUGGAUAGGUUGCCACAGGCCCGGGUUCUUGUUUGUCUAAUCAUGAGUUCACCCAACUUGCAAACACUCACCAUUCGGAUUGAUGAUGAUGGUGAUCAUCCGCUUUCAGAGGCUGUUGCUGGCCUACAACAGUUGUUGGAAGGAGAAGAUCAACCUGAAGUUCGUUGCCUUCAACAUCUUGAAGAGUUCAACAUUCAGGAUGGUCGUGGUACACAAGUCGAGCUGGACUUGGUGAGGUUUGUACUCGCCACUGCUCCGAAGCUUCGUAGGAUCUCUAUUAAGCCGCAUGAUGAGCUGUCUUCUGGAAAGGUUUUGAAAUUCUUGAAGAAUGCGGCAUUAUGUAAACGUAUUUCCAGAGAUGCUGAGCUUAGAUAUGUCUGUGAUGAUGCAGACGAGGAUGAAUAUAGGGUUGAGGAUGAGGAAGCUAUAGUUAAGAGCCACAUGAAGCGGCUCUGCGAGCUGAAUGCUGCUGAUGGGAUUAGCAGCCUUCCUGACGACGUGAUAACGCGCAUUCUGACGUUCCUACCCAUAGUAGAUGCAGCGAGAACGAGUCUCCUGUCAAGAAACUGGAGGCAUCGUUGGAGAAGCAAAGGUAUACAGGACCUUACCCUUCGCUUUGAAGACGACACCAGUGGGUACCCUCGGUAUCAGUUGCAUUCCUCCCUCUUCUCUGCAGCCUUUCCCCUGAAGCGCCUGACGCUCCAGUACUGCAAAGUUAGAGUGCCAUCUUGCUUUGAGGGAUUCAAGAACCUGACCCUUCUUGACAUUGCUUUAGUUGAUCUGCCGAAUGAUUUCUAUGAGAAUUUCCUUCCGCUCUGCCCGCUGCUCGAAGAGUUGAGCUUGUUUGCAUCUCUCCCUGCACUCGAGCGCCUCGAUCUUGGCAGUGACAUGCUGCAGUUCCUUGCUGAUAAUGGUCAUGUCCCCUACCAGCUCCCUAAACCCGUCCACAACCUGAAAUUCCUCAAAGUACCUCGCAUCCUUUUGCAUCGGUUGCCACAGGUUCGGGUUCUUGUGUGUCUGAUCAUGAGCGCGCCCAACUUGAAAAGACUCACCAUUCAGCUCGGUGAUGACAACGAGCAUCCGCCUUCAGAGGUUGUGGCUAGUCUGCAGAAGCUGUUGAAUGGAGAGGAUCACGACCCUGGAGUUUGUUGCCUUCAACACCUUGAAGAGUUCAACAUUCAGGACAGUCGUGGUAUGCAAGUCGAGCUGGACAUGGUGAGGUUUGUACUAGCCACUGCUCCAAAACUUCGUAGGAUCUCCAUCAACCCUCAAGCUAAGUUGUCCGAUAGAGAGGGUAUGCAGUUCUUGAAAGAGGUCACAUUAUGCAAGCGUAUUUCCAGAGACGCAGAGGUCGUAUAUCUCUGA